This is a messenger RNA of Echinococcus granulosus, 1332 nucleotides long. RefSeq names its product Defective pharyngeal development protein. Lineage: Eukaryota; Metazoa; Platyhelminthes; Cestoda; Cyclophyllidea; Taeniidae. The record is from RefSeq and is a predicted model, not a curated record. Gene Ontology annotation, molecular function: DNA-binding transcription factor activity, RNA polymerase II-specific; RNA polymerase II cis-regulatory region sequence-specific DNA binding. Gene Ontology annotation, biological process: cell differentiation; regulation of transcription by RNA polymerase II; anatomical structure morphogenesis. The transcript is spliced from 4 exons. Bases 1 to 1332 code for a protein of 443 amino acids.
AUGCGUGUGCGCACACUUGAGGCCUCCAACACUCGGUUCGAGGGUGGUGACAGAGGUUUACUCUUCUCUCUGACCAUGUUUACUCACACCUCGAGCUCAAACUACUAUUUCCCUCAAUACACCGAAUUCUCGGACGCUCAACAAAUCCCCUCCACUGCCGUUACCACCACCACCACCGCCAUCAGUGGAAACGUCAACGACACAGCUUCCAUGGCCACCAGUCUGCCAGUUCUGCCUCAACAUACAAGUCUAGGGGUGGGGGAGGGAGAACCACCCUACUACCCUCCAUACACUACAUCGACUCCUGAUGCACAACCACCCAUCUAUCCCAACUACAUUCAGUACGAAUCUUCUCUUCCCGCAUAUAUUUGGCCGCAGGCUACGGAACAGUCUCCUUGGGGUGGUGUUUCGACCGACAUUCCACAUUCUGACUACAACUACGCAGAUGCUCGAUACUCCGAGCAACAACAGCAGCAGCGGAUCUAUGAGCAAGUGGAACCUCAACAGCAGCAUAAUUCUCACCAGCACAAUCAGCUUCAGCAUCCAAAUUCCUUUGAGGGGAUGAGUAUGGGAGUAAGUGCAGUGGAGGUGCCCCCCGUGCCUAUUGUGUGUGGGGGACUCGCACAACCAAAGAUAGUGGAGUAUCAGUUGGAUGGAAGUAUGAAACCUCCCUUCUCCUACAUCACUCUCAUUGUCUCCGCGAUGAUGUCGAAUAAGGAGAAGAGAGCUACGCUGAGUGAAAUCUACGCCUGGAUUAUGAACCAUUUCGCGUACUACAGAAAGAAUACUAAGCGGCCCAAUAAGAAGUCAGCGCGUGAAAUCGUUACAUCUGCCAUGUCAGCCAGGUGCUCGAACAGGCUGUGUUCGCCUUGUCAAAGGGUCUCACCAGUGCCUGUACUCACACCCUCGCCUCCCUGCCUCACCGCCAUCUCCACAUGGCAGAACUCAGUUCGCCACGCCCUCUCCUUCAACGACUGUUUCACGAAGGUACCACGACCUCCCGGGGAGACAGGCAAGGGCGCCUACUGGACUCUGCACGAAGGCGCCACUGGCAUGUUUGAGAAUGGCUCCUCCAUACGACGCUGCCGCAAAUUUGUCGACGAACAGCGCGUUCGACCGCGUUCCGGGCGCAGUCGCAAGAAGAAAUUGCAGUACAAGGAGUGCCAUUCGCAUCCCACCGCUACCUCCUCUGCCACCUCCCACUUCCCCCGGGCACCACAGCACCACGAAUCGCAGCCACCACUGCUACCACCACCGCCGCAAAUCGAAGCUGAUCAUCGAGGAGUGAAUCUGCCCAAGGACCCGAGGGACAGCUUCAUGAUGGGCAUUUGA